AUGUGUCCUACAUGGUCACCUCUGUAUUAUAAUGGUAAUGAUAUUGUGGUACCUGGAAAUGAUCUGAUUAAAACUUGUCAGAAAAAACGAGAUUGUAAAUGGUGUUUGUAUGUAUGUGACAGAAGAGAUGUAGAAAAUUAUACCGACCUUCAACAAUGUAGAGUAGCCUGUCGGUAUUGUUAUGAUAGAUGGUGUAAAUCUAGUUUAGGGGAAGUAACUCCAAGUUGUGAUAGAGCAUGUGGUUUUGUGAAUCGUCUGUCGACUGUGAAGUCUGGAUCUUGUCGUGAUGUGUCUACACUGGUUGAUUUUGAGUCUGCGUGUAUUAAAGAGUGUGAGAAUGAUGGUGAUUGUAGUCAAACUAAGAAAUGUUGUCGACACGAUUGUGGAGCAACUUGUCAAAAACCGAUACCUGAUGAGAAGUUACCUCCCCUACCUAUUGAUAUAGAAUUUCUAACCAAUAAGAGAGGUGGUGUGAGUGUUAGAUGGAAACGAGGUAAAAUGGUGGAUAACAGAAGGGAGUUAAUCCAACCUGAAUUAUAUAUUAUACAGUAUUGGUCUAAUUCGGCACACAAUAAACGUCCACGGCACAGAAUAACUAGUGGGUUAUCCUAUGAAGUAUUUAGAAAUAGUCAUAGAUUAAAACAUGGUAAAAAAUAUGAAUUUAAAAUAUUAUCUGUUAAUAUACAUGGUUCUCCAGGCUUUACUCAUGUUCAUGAUUAUAUAAAACCUAUCAAGAAGCCAUCUAAACCAUUAAACCUACAAGUAAUGAAUGAAAAAGCUAGAUAUGGAAAUAAUAUAGUUGAUUUGAGAAUAUCAUGGCAGCCACCAAUUUUUACAUCAGAUUUACCCAUUAAAAGAUACCAGGUGAAUUGGUUAGAGGUACCUGAUACAUCAACUACAUAUAUUAGACAAAAAUUUAAUAAAGAAUCUUUACCACCAAAUCAACAUAGCUUUACUCUAAAAGACCUAGCUGCUGGUACCAAAUAUUUAAUACAGGUUCGAGCCAUUAUUAAAUUUAAAAGUAGAAGGUUCAAAGGUCGACCUGCUUCGUUACAAAUAGAGACUUAUUCUCCACCUUCUCCUGGAGAUGAGUUAGAGAGUUGGAGUGGAAGAUAUGGUCAUGAUGUCUAUAAUAUUUCUAUAAUAGAUUCAUUUUAUCAUCAAGGUAGUUUGAAGUCAGUCAUCACAUGGAAAUCAGCUGUAACAUCAGAGAAAUAUAUGUUAUUCUGGAAAGCUGAAAAUUGUGCCCAGUCUAAUGAUCAUUCUAGUCAUUUACAAGAAAACUCAGCCACAAGUCAUAAAUUAGAAUUUGAGUUAUAUAAUCUUCAAUAUGAAUGUAGUUAUGUAGUUAGAAUUCAUCCCGUAGAUGUUAAAGCCAUGAUGGGGCUUCCCUCUGUUACUAAUUUUAGAACACCUCAAUGUUCGAAGGUCACAGUAAAAGGUCGGAAAUCACCUGAUUGUCCAGAAAACAUAAAGCCUCCAGGUAAACCAAAGAAUGUAACAGUAGAGAUUUUAGGAGAUCUAUGUUCAUCAAUAAUGAUAUUUGUUGAAUGGAGUCCUGAACCAUGGUCUGAAGAUAAGAAGUUUGUUAUUAUGUGGGGAGCUAGUGUAGAAUCAACCAAAUCUCAAAUUAUUUAUACCUCUAAUCCUCAUAAAACUAUUUCUUCAGGGAAUGUAAAUAAAAUGAUAUUAUCACAAGUUGACUAUUUAACUCAUUAUACUGUCCAGAUUUCUAUACAAACUAAAUAUGGUACAGGUCAGCCAGUUAUGAAACAUUUUAGUACACCAGCUUCAAACUGUUCUGGUACAACUUCAUCACCAGAUGUGUCUACCAUUUUUACAACAAAAAGUGCCAAGAUUUCUCAAAAUGCCAUAAUAAAUGUGAAAGCUACUAGUACAAGUGAAACUGUGAAAGUGUCAAAUACUAAAAACAAUGCAGCAACUUUACCUCAGUCAAUAUAUUGUGUGUUUAUCACAGUGAUAUUAUUAUUUUCUUCUCUUUGGUGCUAA
Molecule: messenger RNA, 2010 nt
Organism: Lottia gigantea (owl limpet)
Lineage: Eukaryota; Metazoa; Mollusca; Gastropoda; Lottiidae
Exons: 15
Coding region: 1-2010 (669 amino acids)
Biological process (GO): neuron differentiation
Cellular component (GO): extracellular region; cell surface
Molecular function (GO): protein binding; peptidase inhibitor activity
Source: RefSeq, a predicted model, not a curated record